Lachnellula hyalina is the source of this 1317-nucleotide messenger RNA. It is a transcript of the gene yfeW, whose product is annotated as UPF0214 protein. Lineage: Eukaryota; Fungi; Ascomycota; Leotiomycetes; Helotiales; Lachnaceae. The record is from RefSeq and is a predicted model, not a curated record. Bases 1 to 1317 code for a protein of 438 amino acids. The transcript has a single exon.
AUGUUGUAUUCUGCUUUGUCUGUGUGCAUGUUGUCAUUUUUCACAGCCGCCUCACCAAUAACCCCACCAACCGAUCUCAGCCAUGGGGACACCCUUCGCUAUGGUUCUGCGGAAUCGGUCGGAAUGCUUUCAACUCCGCUCAAUGACAUGGUUGCAAAUUUGACCGCAUACACACAUGCAGCAAAUUACGGUUCGGCCACACACUACAUCGUCCACCCAGUUGAGCCGGGCUCCGUCACAAUCAUCGGGCAUAACUCUGUCAUCGUCUCAGAAGUGGCAGUGGGAAAACGGGAUCUCUACGCAGAUGUGAAUGGGACCCUUCUCCCAGAUCAUCUGCAAGAAGAUGCUACGGUUGACACUAUUUACGACAUGGCAAGCUUGACGAAGCUGUUCACCACGAUUGCCGGACUGCGUCAAAUUGAUGCCGGAAAGCUCAACCUGAAUAGCACUGUAGCUUCCUACAUUCCACAAUUUGCAGUCAACGGCAAGGAGGCUAUCACAAUCCUUCAACUCUUCACUCAUACGAGCGGUUUCGAUGCAGACCCGUCACCCUCACUCUUCUCGUCCAACUACACAACCUAUACGGAAAGAAUCAACGCCAUUAUUCAACAGAAGAUUAUCAACCCGCCAGGAAGCACAUUCCUGUACUCAGAUCUCAAUUUCAUGAGCAUGAUGCUCAUCCUCGAACAUAUUACGGGACAGCCGCUCGAUGCACUCAUUUACGAGUACACAAUUCCUCUAGGCAUGAAAUCCACAUUUUUCAACCGUGGAAAUAUCGAGGGACCAGCUUUCCCAUUCUACGGCUCCAUGGCUACCCAAGAGUUCCAAAUCGCCGUCCUAGGCCCCGCGGAACCGCAGCGUCCUCAGCCUAUUCGUGGAACCGUGCAUGAUGAGAACGCGUGGGCUCUGGGCGGUGUUUCUGGACACGCGGGAUUAUUCUCCACUGUGAGCGACACGGCCAUCUUCUGCCAGAUGAUUCUCAACAAUGGAACCUACGGAGGCAUCCGCAUUCUGUCUCAGGACGUUGUAGACUUGAUUUUCUACAACUUCAACACGGCGUUCCCAGGCGAGGAACACGGCUUGGGGUUUGAAUUGAAUCAGUAUUAUACAGCUGGGCCAAUGGCCAGUUUGUUGACGGCUAGCCAUACGGGUUAUACGGGAACUACGCUGGUGAUUGAUAGAGGGACGAAUAGCUUCUGGUUACAUUUCGCGAAUCGGGUGCAUCCGAGCAGGAAUUGGAGUAGCAAUAAUAUUGUGAGAGAGGCUGUUGGUUACUGGGUUGGAAAAAGCUUAGGGUUGAAUGUUGCCUUCCCAUGA